CAAUCUCACACUUCAAACCAACUCCAAAAAUAUCUCUCUCUCUAUCUAUUACAACCUCAACUUUCCAAAAACAUCAACUAUCUUUUUAUACAUAACUAAGAAGAGAAGCCCAAAAAUGGAUAAACUCCCAACAUGCGAGGCAAAUUAUGUAGCUCUUUCCCCCCUCACCUUCUUGAAGAGGGCUGCCGCCGUUUACUCCAACCGUGCCUCCGUCAUACACCGCGGCGUCCGUUUCACAUGGCGCCAGACUUAUGAGCGGUGUUGCCGCCUCGCCUCCGCUCUCAAUUCCCUCAAUAUUGUCCGCAACGACGUCGUAUCCGUGUUGGCCCCGAAUAUUCCGGCACUGUACGAGAUGCACUUCGCCGUGCCAAUGGCCGGCGCGGUGCUCAACGCGAUCAACACUCGGCUCGAUGCCAAAACAAUCGCCACCAUCCUCAAGCAUUCCGAAGCCAAGAUCUUCUUCAUCGACUAUGAGUUCGUGCCCGUAGCCCGGGACGCCCUGAGGCUCCUCAUGGCCAGCCUUCCCCAGGCUGACGCCGCCGCGUCGAUGCCCCUGGUGGUGGUGAUCGACGACAUCGACACCCCCACCGGCAUCCGCCUCGGGGAGCUGGAAUACGAGGCCCUCGUAUCCCAAGGCAAUCCGAGAUUCGUGCCGGAGGAAAUCGCGGACGAGUUAAGCCCCAUCGCGCUGAAUUACACCUCCGGCACGACGUCGGCGCCAAAGGGGGUGGUGUACAGCCACCGCGGCGCGUAUUUAAGCACCCUCAGCCUGAUCCUCGGGUGGGGGAUGCAGACCGAGCCGGUGUACCUGUGGUCCCUCCCGAUGUUCCACUGCAACGGCUGGACCUUCACCUGGGGAGUGGCGGCGCGCGGCGGCACCAACGUGUGCAUCCGGUCCACCACCGCCGCCGAGAUGUACGACGCCAUCUCCACCCACGGCGUCACCCACAUGUGCUGCGCCCCCAUCGUCUUCAACAUCCUCCUAGACGCCAAGCCUCACGAGCGCCGCCGCCUCUCCGCCCCCGUCGAAAUCCUCACAGGCGGGGCCCCGCCGCCGGCCGCCCUCCUGGAGCGGAUCGAGAGCCUGGGAUUCCACGUGGUGCACGCGUACGGGCUGACCGAGGCGACCGGGCCCGCGCUUGUGUGCGAAUGGCAGAAGAAGUGGGACCGCUUCUCUAACGAAGAGAAGGCGGCCUUGAAAGCUAGACAAGGAAUAAGCAUAUUGACGCUUGCUGACGUGGACGUGAAGGAUCCCGCUACGAUGAAGAGCGUGGCGCGGGACGGGGUCGAGAUGGGGGAGAUCGUGCUGCGGGGGAGCAGCAUCAUGAAAGGGUACCUGAAGGAUGAGAAGGCCACGUCGGAGGCCUUCCGGGGCGGGUGGUUCUUCACGGGAGACGUCGGGGUGAUACACCCGGACGGCUACGUGGAGAUCAAGGACAGGUCCAAGGACGUGAUCAUCUCCGGCGGGGAGAACAUCAGCAGCGUCGAGGUCGAGGGGGCGCUCUACAAGCACCUCGACGUGGUGGAGGCGGCCGUCGUCGCCAUGCCCCACCCCGUCUGGGGGGAGAGCCCCUGCGCUUUUGUUAAACUGAGAGAGGCCGCGGAGGCCAAGGAGGCGGAGAUCAUCCAGCACUGCAGGAAGAAUCUGCCGCAUUUCAUGGUGCCCAAGGUGGUGAAGUUUAUGGAUGAAUUGCCAAAGACUUCGACGGGGAAGAUUCAGAAGUUUCAGCUGAGGGCGGUGGCGAACACGUUUGAGGCUCCGGUGGAGAAGAGGCGGUCAACGCCGCCGCAGAGCAAGAGGCAUGAUCGUCGCCAAAAUCAGGAGCAACUUCUUGCUAUGUCUCGUCUCUGAUCAUUAAAUUGGAGAUAUAUAUUCUAGUUAAUUAAACAGGCAUGGAUCAUUGUUGAUCAGAUUUUUGUGAUACAAGAUCAAGUAUCGUUAUGGUUAAGGAUUCUCAUCUUGAUUAAGUGAGGAGGAUCAUUAGCUCUGUACCUGUAAUAAAAUGUUGGUGUGUAUUGAAUUUA
Molecule: messenger RNA, 2025 nt
Organism: Salvia hispanica
Lineage: Eukaryota; Viridiplantae; Streptophyta; Magnoliopsida; Lamiales; Lamiaceae
Product: trans-cinnamate:CoA ligase, peroxisomal-like
Source: RefSeq, a predicted model, not a curated record